CUUCGAGCGAGCCGGUCGCCGCCCGGGUCUGGCGGAGGCAUACAUCUGCGGGCGCGCUGACGUCGCGUGUCGCAUCGCGUUAACUGAGGGCUGGCUGCCCGAGAACCAUUCGUAAAAACAAACUCCUUUACUCUGUUGUCGACGGCGGCUGCGCUAGGGCGGGCGCGCGCCUGCGCCGCGGAGACACGGGACGCCCCAUGGAGUGACCCCCGGCGCUCGUCCAGGAUGCGCGGCUCUCGCGCGGCAGUGCUGGCGGCCGUCGUCACUGCGCUCAUCGCGCAAGGCGGCGGGCUGCGCAUGGGCCGGCUGCGCGUGCCGCAGUACCGCCUGCGCGGGGAGAGCGCGCUGCUGGCGUGCGACUACGACCUGGGCGACGACGCGGUCUACUCCGUCAAGUGGUACAAGGACGACGAGGAGUUCUACAGAUACGUGCCGCGCUCCACGCCGCCCAAGUCCAGCUACCCGGUGCCGGGCGUCAGGGUGGACCACGUGCUGUCCGACGACAAGACAGUGGCCCUGAGGUCGGUGAACCUCCAGUCCAGCGGCCUGUACCGCUGCGAGGUGUCGGCGGAGGCCCCGUCGUUCGCGUCUGCGCAGAAGGAGGCCCGCAUGGAGGUCGUCUAUCUGCCGAAGGAGGGCCCGCACAUCUCCGGCGACCAGGAGUACCAACCUGGCGACGAGGUGAGCCUGAACUGCACCUCGGGCCGCUCCCACCCGGCCUCCGUGCUGCACUGGUACAUAGACGACAAGCAGGUGGAGCGGCAGGACUGGCUGGUGCCGCUGCCCGAGGCGGCGCACGCGCACGGACUGGUCUCCUCGGCGCUGGGGCUGCGCUUCCGGCCGGCCGCCGCCAGGGGCGCCCCCGUCGCGCUGCGGGCGCGCUGCGUGGCCAGCGUGUUCCCGGGGCCUCGCCCCAUUCCGGGCGCCCGCCCGCUGCGCGACUACUCGCGGGAGGUCCUGCUGCUGGCGCGAGCGGCCGGGUGCAGCCGCCGCGACUCUUGCGGCGCGGGCGUUGUGCUGGCCGCGUCGCUCCUGGCGCUGGGCGCCGCGUGACUCCCUGCGAGCCUCCCCCCGGCGCCCCGCCGUCUUCCGCAGCGCACCACGCGACCACCGGCGACACGCUCGGGACUGAAACUAUGCGUGCGCUCCCCAGCACAGGCUAGGCUGUGAGCAAUAACCCACCGGCGAGAGGUGUUAAAUUAUACAUUAUAUUAUUUGGUGUCAAACAAGACUAACUUUUUUUUAAAGAAAUUUGAAUCACUAUAGGUUUAUUUUUCAACAAUGAAUGUGUGUUGUCGUCAUAAUGUUGGCACCACAUGUAUUAAACAAAUACAUGGUCCAUACUGAUGGGCAAAUCGUCUGCCUGACGGGACAAACACGCCAGAACAUCUUGGGGCUGUCCGGUAUUUUUUGCUUCUGGUGCACGUGAAGCCACGGCACAAAAGGCUUCGUAAGAAGUGUGAUCAUAGCCUCUCGCAUAAGAAAAACCACCGGUGUGGAUGCUAAUCACUGUGCUACGAUACAUGGGUGCAGUUAAUGUGGUUCAAAACGUUUGUGCUUUAUUAGCUCACACAUCGUCCACUGAAAUACCAAUUCAAUCCUAGAAAAAAAAGGAGAAAUUGGCGUGUUCAUUUCGUGAUGUGCUUUUUUUUUUUUCUCGAUUGGACCACUUUUUAUUUUGAAGGAUUACCAACCAAUGAUAAAAUGUAAAGAAAAGAAGUAUCGAAUCACAGGCAUGACGUCUCACGUGUCAUUAGCCAUUGGACAGGUGUUAUUUGCACGAGUACAUGGAGGACUAUGGAGGACCUUGGAGGACUAUGGAGGACUGGUGGACCCAAAGGCUCGUCAAGAAUCAGCUUGUGUUUAGAAGCGAAUUAGUUACUUCCCUCCUGCCUCUCAAGGUAAACUCUCUCCCCCCCCCCCCCCCCCUUUUUAUAUUCUUCUGGAUCCACACUGCUGUGCAGUCUGACCUUCAUCGAGCCGCUAUAUCUUCUUUUCCCUGAUCAUAGAUAAGUUCAUACUGCUGUGAUUCCUUAACGAUUACAAGUUGUAAGAUGUGAGUUAAAUUUGGUGUAUAAUGCACAGCUCAUAGUCUUUUUUCUUUGUCACAUGGAAGAGACAUUAACAGGCUAGUUGUAGAUAAAUAAAUUAAAAACAGUUAAAAAAAAAUCUAUAACAGCAAAACACAAAGUGGUGUUUAAUUUUAUUAACACAACAUUAAAAAGCAACCUUAUCGUAAAAAAUGGGACAUUUUUUGGCAGGUGAAAUGUACUUAUCUAUGUUGUUGCUUACGCGUUUGUUUUAUGGAUAUAAUUUGAGCUGAGAAAAGAUCAUAAAGAAUAAAAAGAAGGAAAUCCAACUAACCUUAAAGAAAUGAAAUAAAACUUGUACCUACAUUUAUUUUGACUAUUAAAAUAGUUAUAUUAAAAAUUAUGUGCUUGUAUUAACUUUUAAAUUUAAAUUAUGUUAGUUUGUAAGUAGAUACAAAUUUUUUGUGUGAUUUAAGCAGAAAAUUUUUUUAACUGCAAAAAGUGGCAUUGGUCAUUCAUCUACUGAUAUAUGAAUUUAAGGCAACCUACUUUAAGAUUGAACCUUUGCUUCGUAAGUUACAAUUGGCAUACAUGUAACUAUUUCUUGAAAACUUCCUCAAAACAUGUUAAAAUAUAAAUAUUUAUGUAUUAAAUAUGUUAACACCAGUAAUACAUGUAUAUAUAAAUAAUAUUAUGGUUUUUUAUAUUACUUAAAUGUUCUAUAAAACAUAACAUACAAAAAACUGUUUUCAAAAUAGUGUCGUUUCUAUUACCUGGGAUUACGCGAGAAAUAAACUUACUUGCGUACCUACCUGCAUACUUCAAAUUAAAUUCGGACAGCCCUUUGUGAUGUCACUUCCAGGGACAAGUACAAAGUCAACGUCAAUGAAGUUCGUUCACUAAGGUUUCUGUAAUUAAAAAAAAUGAAAUGUGGGGUCAUUGAAACGUUUUAAAAUGCAUUGUUAUAUGUAUAUCUAGACAAUGUACAAGUGUCACAUCUGAAGAAGGGAAAAUAAAAAACAAAGAAGGAAAGGAAAGUUGGUCUGAAAGGUGCCUUCUGAAGCCCAACACUUCUCAAUAAAGUU
This is a messenger RNA of Bacillus rossius redtenbacheri, 3115 nucleotides long. RefSeq lists its product as uncharacterized. The coding region runs from base 226 to 1053 and encodes 275 amino acids. The transcript has 7 exons. The record is from RefSeq and is a predicted model, not a curated record. NCBI's taxonomy places the organism in Eukaryota, Metazoa, Arthropoda, Insecta, Phasmatodea, Bacillidae.